Molecule: messenger RNA, 1692 nt
Organism: Thalassophryne amazonica
Lineage: Eukaryota; Metazoa; Chordata; Actinopteri; Batrachoidiformes; Batrachoididae
Gene: depdc4
Product: DEP domain containing 4
Exons: 9
Coding region: 14-1666 (550 amino acids)
Biological process (GO): intracellular signal transduction
Source: RefSeq, a predicted model, not a curated record
AAAGGAUGUGAAGAUGGCGGUAGAUUUGACUCCUCGGUUCAGAAGAUUAAACAGUCAAACGCGGAGUUUUCGUGAAAAUUUACAACCUGGUUUCUCUGGACCUUUUGGUGCCACCCACUUGUGGCACAGCAUCAUCCACGCCCUCCAAACCCAGGUGGAGGUGCGUCGCUGCCGAAGGCAUCUGCGUGUUCACGCCGAGUGUUUCACAGGCUCGGAUGCCGUGGACGCUGUCCUCAGUUAUUUGAUGCAGAACGUGGUUUUUUGCUCGAGUGAGGUGUCUCGCCUCAAAGCUGCACGUCUCUGCCAAGCGCUAAUGGAAGCCAAGGUGUUUGAACCAGUGGGCUCAAAAUUGUUUCGUCGAGAGAAGGAUGGGACCUUUGAAGACAGCAGCUGCAGUCUUUACAGGUUUCUUGAUUGCAAAGCUUUGCCGGGUUCUGUCACGAAAAGCUACAGUGGUGAUGCAGACAACAGUCCACUAGAGGAGCUUGAGACAAAGAGGAAGAAAUGUUCCAGGAAGCUGAAUAUGAGGACAAUCACCAAUCCACUCGCCGUUGGAGCGUCAGAUCGGAGGGUUGAACGCCUGCUGAGGACUAUCGACCUGCAGCCUUCGCUAUCCCCAGCUCUGCCCACAGCCACAACCUCAUCUGUCUUUCUGUCCAAAGCUAUGGUGGAGGAGGUUUGGAGACAGCAGACGCUGCUGCAGCUGCUGCAGAUAGUAGAAGUACCCAUGCUGGACUGCAUCCUCAUGUCUCCUACCAGGACCCAGCUGUCGGCCUGCCGGGCUCCUCACUCCUCCACCAACCUGGACUUGGUGAUUUCUAACAAAUACUUGGAGAGAGAGCUGCCUGAUGCCCUGAAUUUUCCCCACUUUGAUGAUUGGCUGUUGGCAGCAGCAGAUUGCUUGGAGCUCUUCCCUGAUCAGCUAAUCGUGGUCGCAGGCGAACAGCUCAGCCAGCAGGGCAGCGAUGUCACUUCCAAGGAAGACCAAGCAGAACACACGGCCAGUCAAAAGAGACUUCUCUUUGACACAAUUUCUAAAUACUACAGCCAACCGGAAAAACUGCCACUACUCUCAGGACGCUACCUCGACAUACAUGUUGCAAUUCUGCAUUUGCUGGGAGGAGGAAAGGUCCAAGAUGCUAUCAAGGCAUCUCAGCUGUGUUUGCGGCUAAUGGAGACGAGUUCGAGAGAUGAACUCCGGCGUCUUCUUGCUUUCAUGGCUGUAGCAGCUCACCCAGAUGCAGUCCAGCUCCAGAAACAGACUGAUAACCGUGCUCUAGUCAGCCGCACCUUUCAGAGGGCGGUUGUCCAUAAUCAUAAACUGACUCGAAGCCAGAGUGAGACCUUGGUGCUAUUUCUCAUGGAUAAUCACACUGAGCUCUUCAAGACUCCUCAAUGCCUCACUGAAGCCGUCAGAAAAACACUGAGGAUGAUGCAGCUGGGCAAAGACCCUGACUGUGUGGCCACGUUCACCUUCUGCCAGCAGGUGACGCUGCGGCAGUACGAGGACCAGCGUGAAGCUGCCACCCUGCAGAGCCUCAAGCAGCUCCUUUGGGACAUUUCUGCAAAUGAGGCGAUGCCCACAAAGGAGAGGAGGCGGCUGCUUAAAGAGUUCGAAAAGCACCACCCUGUGGUUUUCCUGCAGCACUUCUCCAGCACCUUCUGAGAGCAGCGGACUGGUUUUAGUAUGAC